AUGACUCUCCAGCCUGCGGGCCUGCUGUGGCAUAGCCAAGCGGGACAAGAUCAUAACGUUUCGGCGUGUUGUGGCGCAGCCCAGCAGGUCGACUACGAAGCCGAAACGCUGCUUGUCGCCUCCAAGCAUGGCCGCAUUAUUGGCGGAGCCACGCUGGCUCGGUGCCCUCGCGGCGUGGUGGUGAAGGAGGUCGGCGCGCUAGAAGGUCUGGGAGGUGGUACAGCGCUGCUGGCAGCUGCCGCAUCGUUUGCGCGUCGCAACGAUGCGGUCUACCUCCUCCUCUCGCCGGUCGACUCGGAUGCCGCUCGGUUUUGGGGUCGUGGUGGCUUCUACCCCCUGCAUUGGGGGUGGUUUGCCUACAACCGCUGCCCCGAGCGGCACUCCGAGUUGGCCGCGCGGCUUCACCACGAAGCUGACGGCCUGCUGACGGAGGAGGAAUCGGUCGCGGCGGCCAAGAGCUUCGCAGACGUGGCGGGCGAGUGGCAUUGCAACUCGGUGCUGUGGCUCGAGUUUCUCGGCCUCGUCGGGUCCUGGCAGAGGAGGAGGCGAUGCGGCGAGGGCCAGUUGUCCGCUUGUCAUCUCUUGGGCGUGACCUUGCAGGCAAAGCAGGCCUCCUUGGAAGCGGGUCGCAGCGCUGGCCUGCCGGCGGACGAGUUGGCACCGUCCGUGCAACGAUUGGAAGAGCUGCAGCGGAGGGAGGAGGCCAACAAAGCACUGGAGGAGGCGAUGAGGCAAGGAACAACCGAAGAUCUGCGAGAAGCCCUGACGCAAGCUGAGCUGGCUGGGGUCGGUGAUCUCCUUCUCGAUGACGCUCCGGAGUUGUUGCACCGCUGUGAGCAGCAGUCGCAGGCAACGCAAAGCUUGCAGGUUGCCGCGAUAUCCGGUGGCAUGGCUGAGCUGCGUGCAGCUUUAUGCCAAGGGCAGGUUGCUGGUCUCCCAGCCAACAGUAUGGCUGCUGCCUCGGGGAAGCUAGCUGAAUUGGAGGAGGAAGAGCAAGAAGCAGAGAGGCAGCGAGAGCUCGAACGACAGGCGAUGUUAGGGCAGGCAAGGAGAGACCAUGCCACAGAGAUCUUGGCAGAGGCUUGCAGAUCCCGGGAUGUUUCCAGCCUGCAAACAGCCAUUGAUGCUGCACACAAGGCAGGGCUGGAUGGCCACGGACUGGAACAGGCCACGAAGCUUUUAGCGGAGGUACUUGAGGAGGCGAAGCAAGCUUCUGCACGGCAGACUUUGCAAGAAGCCCUCGUGACCCGAAGCAGAGAGGCCCUCCAGGAGGCUGUGCGACAGGGUAAGGCAGCGAGGUUGCCAUCCAAAGAGCUCGAGGCUGCACGUGCCGCACUUGGGGCAGAAGAUGCCAAAGCCAGAGCACACGCCAGGCUGCAGCUUGCUAUUCAGGCCAAAGACAUUGUGCAGUUGCGAGGAGCCAUCGCGACGACAGAGCGAAGUGGCUUGACUGCGGAGGAAAUGCGCGCAGCCAAAGACAUGCUACGCGAGCUGGAGAACAAGGAGUUGCAGAGGAACGAAGAGGCGAGCAAAGCCCUGCAAGAGGCGAUGAGGCAAGGAACAAUCGAAGAUCUGCGAGAAGCCCUGACGCGAGCUGAGCUGGCUGGGGUCGGUGAUCUCCUUCUCGAUGACGCUCGGGAGUUGUUGCACCGCUGCGAGCAGCAGUCGAAGGCAACGCAAAGCUUGCAGCUUGCAGUGAUUUCCGGUGGCAUGGCUGAGCUGCGUGCAGCUUUAUGCCAAGGGCAGGUUGCUGGUCUCCCAGCCAACAGUAUGGCUGCUGCCUGGGGGAAGCUAGCUGAAUUGGAGGAGGAAGAGCAAGAAGCAGAGAGGCAGCGAGAGCUCGAACGACAGGCGAUGUUAGGGCAGGCAAGGAGAGACCAUGCCACAGAGAUCUUGGCAGAGGCUUGCAGAUCCCGGGAUGUUUCCAGCCUGCAAACAGCCAUUGAUGCUGCACACAAGGCAGGGCUGGAUGGCCACGGACUGGAACAGGCCACGAAGCUUUUAGCGGAGGUACUUGAGGAGGCGAAGCAAGCUUCUGCACGGCAGACUUUGCAAGAAGCCCUCGUGACCCGAAGCAGAGAGGCCCUCCAGGAGGCUGUGCGACAGGGUAAGGCAGCGAGGUUGCCAUCCAAAGAGCUCGAGGCUGCACGUGCCGCACUUGGGGCAGAAGAUGCCAAAGCCAGAGCACACGCCAGGCUGCAGCUUGCUAUUCAGGCCAAAGACAUUGUGCAGUUGCGAGGAGCCAUCGCGACGACAGAGCGAAGUGGCUUGACUGCGGAGGAAAUGCGCGCAGCCAAAGACAUGCUACGCGAGCUGGAGAACAAGGAGUUGCAGAGGAACGAAGAGGCGAGCAAAGCCCUGCAAGAGGCGAUGAGGCAAGGAACAAUCGAAGAUCUGCGAGAAGCCCUGACGCGAGCUGAGCUGGCUGGGGUCGGUGAUCUCCUUCUCGAUAACGCUCGGGAGUUGUUGCACCGCUGUGAGCAGCAGUCGAAGGCAACGCAAAGCUUGCAGGUUGCAGCGAUAUCCGGUGGCAUGGCUGAGCUACGUGCAGCUAUAUGCCAAGGGCAGGUUGCUGGUCUCCCAGCCAACAGUAUGGCUGCUGCCUCGGGGAAGCUAGCUGAAUUGGAGGAGGAAGAGCAUGAAGCAGAGAGGCAGCGAGAGCUCGAACGACAGGCGAUGUUAGGGCAGGCAAGGAGAGACCAUGCCACAGAGAUCUUGGCAGAGGCUUGCAGAUCCCGGGAUGUUUCCAGCCUGCAAACAGCCAUUGAUGCUGCACACAAGGCAGGGCUGGAUGGCCACGGACUGGAACAGGCCACGAAGCUUUUAGCGGAGGUACUUGAGGAGGCGAAGCAAGCUUCUGCACGGCAGACUUUGCAAGAAGCCCUCGUGACCCGAAGCAGAGAGGCCCUCCAGGAGGCUGUGCGACAGGGUAAGGCAGCGAGGUUGCCAUCCAAAGAGCUCGAGGCUGCACGUGCCGCACUUGGGGCAGAAGAUGCCAAAGCCAGAGCACACGCCAGGCUGCAGCUUGCUAUUCAGGCCAAAGACAUUGUGCAGUUGCGAGGAGCCAUCGCGACGACAGAGCGAAGUGGCUUGACUGCGGAGGAAAUGCGCGCAGCCAAAGACAUGCUACGCGAGCUGGAGAACAAGGCCGCCAGGAAGGCGUUGCUGGACGCAGAAGCUGGCGACAGCAUUCCUCACCUGCAGGCCGCCUUAGAAGCGGGUCGCAGCGCUGGCCUGCGGGCGGACGAGUUGGCACCGUCCGUGCGGCGAUUGGAGGAGUUGCAGAGGAACGAAGAGGCGAGCAAAGCUCUGCAAGAGGCGAUGAGGCAAAGAACAAUCGAAGAUCUGCGAGAAGCCCUGACGCGAGCUGAGCUGGCUGGGGUCGGUGCUCCCCGUCUUGACGACGCUCGGGAGUUGUUGCACCGCUGCGAGCAGCAGUCGAAGGCAACGCAAAGCUUGCAGCUUGCAGUGAUUUCCGGUGGCAUGGCUGAGCUACGUGCAGCUAUAUGCCAAGGGCAGGUUGCUGGCCUACCAGCCGACAGUAUGGCUGCUGCCUCGGGGAAGCUAGCUGAAUUGGAGGAGGAAGAGCAAGAAGCAGAGAGGCAGCGAGAGCUCGAACGACAGGCCGCCAGGAAGGCGUUGCUGGACGCAGAAGCUGGCGACAGCAUUCCUCACCUGCAGGCAGUGGCCGCCUUAGAAGCGGGUCGCAGCGCUGGCCUGCGGGCGGACGCGUUGGCACCGUCCGUGCGGCGAUUGGAGGAGUUGCAGAGGAACGAAGAGGCGAGCAAAGCUCUGCAAGAGGCGAUGAGGCAAGGAACAAUCGAAGAUCUGCGAGAAGCCCUGACGCGAGCUGAGCUGGCUGGGGUCGGUGCUCCCCGUCUUGACGACGCUCGGGAGUUGUUGCGCCGCCGUGAGCAACAGUCGAAGGCAACCCAAGGCUUGCAGAAUGCAGUGAUGCGAGCGGCCAUGGAUGCAGCACACGCCAAAGCUGCAGCCCGAAGUCUUCUGGAAUCCGCCCUGGCCUCCGAUGACGUGGAGCGUCUGCGUGAGGCCCUGCGGCGUGGUGAGCUGGCGAAGUUGGAAGACGCCGAGAUGGGGGCCUGCCGGCGAGCACUCGUGCAAGCCGAAGCACGUGCGCGGGCGGCGCUCCAAGUGGCCGAUCGCUCAGCCUUGCCUUAG
This is a messenger RNA of Symbiodinium sp. CCMP2592, 4179 nucleotides long. The record is from the annotation of a GenBank genome assembly. NCBI's taxonomy places the organism in Eukaryota, Dinophyceae, Suessiales, Symbiodiniaceae.